AUGGCGUCUUCAUCUUCAGGCGAGCUGAGCGUGGACGACUUCGUGCUCAUGAUGGCGGACGCCCUGACGGAGACGACGCAUUGGGGCAGCCUGAAGACCGACGUGGCCGGAUACGUCGGCAUCGACACCCUUCAGGAGCAGAUACGGAAGAAGGUCCUCAGGCGAGGGUUCGAGUUCAACAUCGUCGUAGUCGGAAGAAGUGGCCUUGGAAAGUCAACGCUCAUCAACACCCUCUUCAAAGCGAACAUCAGCCGGAGAUCGUGCACGAAAAAAGGAUCCGAAGGAACAGAGCCGGCCCCCUACAUCAUUCCCAAGACAACCGAAGUCAAAUCAGUGAGCCACGUGAUUGAAGAGAAGGGCCACACGCUUCGGCUGACUGUCACAGACCGCCAGGCUUUGGUGACCAGAUUAACAACGAGAACUGCUUCCCGGGGUGUGUAG
Rhipicephalus sanguineus (brown dog tick) is the source of this 441-nucleotide messenger RNA. Its product is annotated as neuronal-specific septin-3-like. Gene Ontology annotation, cellular component: septin complex; cell division site; septin ring. The transcript has 5 exons. The record is from RefSeq and is a predicted model, not a curated record. The coding region runs from base 1 to 441 and encodes 146 amino acids. Gene Ontology annotation, biological process: cytoskeleton-dependent cytokinesis. Gene Ontology annotation, molecular function: molecular adaptor activity; GTP binding; GTPase activity. Lineage: Eukaryota; Metazoa; Arthropoda; Arachnida; Ixodida; Ixodidae.